GGGCUCCCUCCUCCCUGCUCUGGAUCUCCUUCACCUUGAAGAACAAGAAGAUAUCUGUGAAAGAGGUUGACCAGUACUCCAAACUCCAGAUGAAGGACUCACUCCCGCUCCACUUUACCCUGCCCAACGUUUUGUCUCGUUAUGCCGGUUCUGGAAACCUGACCCUGGUCCUUGACAAGGGACAGUUGCAGCAGGAAGUAAAACUCGUGGUGAUGAGAGUGACUCAGUCUGGGAACAAUUUGACCUGUGAGGUGCUGGGACCCACCUCCCCUGAGCUGACGCUGAGCUUGAAACUCGAAGAGCAGGCUGCCAAGGUCUCAAAGCAGCAGAAGAUGGUAAGGGUGGAGGACGCCGAGGUGGGAACAUGGCAAUGUCUACUGAGUCACAAGGACAAAGUCUUGCUGGCAUCCAAGGCCGAGGUUUUGCCUCCUGUGCUCACCAGGACCUGGACAAAUCUCUUGACCAUCGUGCUGGGCGGGGUCCUAGGCCUUGUGCUUUUCACUGGGCUCUGGGCCUACUGCUGUGUUAAGUGCUGGCACCGCAGGCGCCAGGCAGCUCGGAUGUCUCAGAUCAAGAGACUCCUCAGUGAGAAGAAAACCUGCCAAUGCUCCCACCGGUUACAGAAGACAUGUAAUCCCAUUUGAGGCACAGGACCAGGGAGCUUCCCACUUGCAGUGCAGCCUCGCCAGCUGUCUCCCCUUGCGUUUCCUGCUGGGCUUCUGGGCCUGCGGACCAGAUGAAUGUAGCAGACCCCAACAUUUCCGGCCGUCUCCUGCUCUCUUUGUCCACACUUGGCCAUUGGCUCUCCUCUUGCAGAGGCUUACACCAUUUCCUCCCCAUUUCCUUUGCAUCAAGCCUACCCCUGAUCCAUGAUUUCUUCCCAGCUCCCUCCCCCAUUGCCUCCUGGGCCCAGGGAAUCACAUGCGACCAGCCGUACCUGGCAUGGAGGGCAAGGGUGGGUAUCUGAAGCAUGAAGGAUAGGGCUGCCAUUUUAUUGGACAGGACCUUGGGACCAGAGGGGACAGGCACUAGCCCGAGAUCACACAGGCAGUCAAGGGCACAUCCAGAUCAAAAGCCUCCUGACUGCUAGUGUCCACUGCUCCAUUCUCCCCGCUUCCUCACUCUGUUUUGGCAGGGCACGGACUCACAUCCUGACCUGUGCACAAACAGGCACCGCUGGACACAAACCCAUGUACAUAGCCCACCCUUGUGCACAGACACAAUUCCUUUAUCACCCAAGCAGUACGUCUCAGUUUAUGAGCCAGUCUCACAUCCUUUGUCUGUUUAAACCUUAUGAAACUCUUACGGAGCUAGUACUGACAGGACCAAGAUUAGCAUCUCCAGUUUAUAGACCGGAAAUGGAACUCAGAGAGGUCAGAUGAUUGCCCAAGGUCACACAGCUAGUACGUGCCAGAGUCAGGACUAGCGCAGGUCUCUUAACCCCUAGUUCUGUGGCUGUUUCCUGAACACAGACACAAACACCACGCAAAUCUCUGCAUCUGUUUAGUCACUGAUGCCCAGUACCCACCUUUGGAUUCAUAAAAGCACACCACCCCACUCAGGGUCUGCCUCAGAGAGUUCAGAAACACAGAAGAGGGCCUCCCUGCCUAAAAUCCCUCUCUCUCACCUGCUGGUGGCAGAAUCCUGUUACCAGAGGACAAAAGCUGGCAGUUCUCCUAACCAGAGCACAGGCUGGGAACACAGGCCCUGUGGGAGAGAGUGACCAGUGACCUACCACUCACCCUGUUGCGGAACCUUCUGGAAGCUUGCCCCUUCCAGGGAGGACACCCAGUUCACACCAAGGCUCCCCACUGCUUGCUUCGUAUUCCUGCCUGCUCCCGCCCUGCCUCCCUGAGCUGACAGAAAAAUACAAUAAACUUACUGUAA
Molecule: messenger RNA, 1887 nt
Organism: Panthera uncia (snow leopard)
Lineage: Eukaryota; Metazoa; Chordata; Mammalia; Carnivora; Felidae
Product: T-cell surface glycoprotein CD4-like
Exons: 6
Coding region: 90-644 (184 amino acids)
Biological process (GO): cell adhesion; interleukin-15-mediated signaling pathway; immune response
Cellular component (GO): membrane raft; external side of plasma membrane
Molecular function (GO): coreceptor activity; protein tyrosine kinase binding; MHC class II protein binding
Source: RefSeq, a predicted model, not a curated record